This is a messenger RNA of Rotaria socialis, 1947 nucleotides long. NCBI's taxonomy places the organism in Eukaryota, Metazoa, Rotifera, Eurotatoria, Philodinida, Philodinidae. The record is from the annotation of a GenBank genome assembly.
AUGAAAAAGUGGAGAUUUCUACUCGGAUACGCGAGUGAAACAGGUCAAUCAAAAUCAAUUGCUCAAGGAAUCGUUGAUAUUGCAUCAGAGCAACAUAAAAUAUGUGCAGACUUGUUUGAAUUGGAUGAAGUUGAUAAACAAUUCAAAUUAGAAGAAGAAUCAGUCAUGGUUAUUAUAACGUCGUCAACCGGUGACGGUGAACCACCAAGUAAUGCAAGUAAAUUUUGGCGUAAAAUUCGUCGUGAAAAGAAAUCUGAUCUCCUUUCACAUAUGAAAUAUACUGUCUUAGGAUUGGGUGAUACAAAUUAUUCAAAUUUUUGUAAUUGUGGUCGUGUACUUGAUCGUCGUUUUGAAGAACUCGGUGCUUCUCGAUUCUAUCCUUCAGCAUGGGCUGAUGAUGCCGUUGGUUUGGAUUUAACAAUUGAACCUUGGCUUCAAGGUCUCUGGCCUGCAUUAAAAGAAACUCUAGCAAAACUCAACACGUCCAGCGAAUCAUCAAUCGAUAAUCUGUCCCAGUCUAUAGAUCAAAUUAAUUUUAAUCAAGAAAUUAAACCAACUGUAGAACGACAAUUAUCAUCAUGCAAUAAAUUAAAAUCCGAUGAAGAUAGUAUUAGUUAUUCAUCAAGUUUAGCUGAACUAACUACACUAACAUUACCACCGAAACCUACACAUUCAUUGUCAGUAAAACUCAUUGAAUCAUCUGAAGAAAGCAAUCAAGUACUGGAUGGAUCCCAAUAUCAUGCUGCAAAAUUAACACGUCGCGAAUGUUUAACACAUGAUGUUGCAAUAAAACCUGUGAUAUCGAUGGAAUUACAACUUUCUGAAGAAGAAUUCUUAUUCGAAGCUGGUGAUGCCAUUAAACUUGUUUGUGCAAAUGAUGAAAAUGAAGUUGAUCUUCUUUUAAAACGUUUAGAAUGCUUGGAUAAAGCAUCUCAUCGACUAGAGAUUUCUAUUUCACCUGAUAAUACAAAAAAAUCAACUAAAAUACCAGCAUACAUACCACCAAUGUGUUCAUUACGUUAUGCUUUAACCAACUGUAUUGAUAUUCGUUCAUCGCCAAGAAAAAAUCUAUUGAGAUUAUUUGUUGAUUGUACAACUGACGACGAUGAAAAACGUCGUCUUGAAGAAUUAUGUAGUAGAGAAGGUUCAGAAAUUUAUAUAAAAUAUAUUCUUGAAGAACAUUUAUCAAUUCUUGAUAUUCUAAAUCAUUUUCCAAGUUGUAAACCAGAUGUUGCAAUGCUAAUUGAAUUUCUAUCAUCAUUGAUGCCUCGAUUUUAUUCAAUCUGCAGUUCGCCACUCGAUGAUGCUCGAUCUAUUAAAUUCGUUUAUAGUGUAUUCAAUUUUGCUGCUUCAAAUGGUCGCACCUACGAACGAUUUGGUGUUUGUACGAAUUGGUUAAAUAAAAUAGAUAUCGGCACAAAGGUUUUAAUUCAAACAAGAAUUAGCCAACAUUUUCGAUUACCGUUAACUUUGGAUACUCCACUGAUUAUGAUUGGACCUGGAACAGGUGUAGCACCGUUUGUUGGAUUUCUUGAUCAUUUAUAUCUUUCUUCGCAAUCAAUUUCUGGUUUUGAUGUGAAUAAUUUGAAUACUUGGCUUUUCUAUGGAUGUCGUCAUCGAGAGCAUGAUUUUCUUUUUCAAGAGCAACUUCAAAUGUAUCAACAAAUCAAUGUACUCAAACAUUUAUUUAUUGCAGCAUCAAGAGAAGAAGGUUAUCCUUUUCGCUAUGUUCAAGAUCAACUCAAGAUCAAUGGGCAAGAAUUGGCAAAUUUAAUAUGCAAUCGCAAUGCGAUCAUAUUUGUAUGUGGUGAUAUAAAAACGAUGGUUCGUGAUGUACGAGAAACAAUAGCCAAUAUACUUAGAGAACAUACUGAAAUAACAAAUAUUGAUGAAUAUAUGAAAUCAUUGGAAACAUCUCGACGUUAUCUCCUUGAUAUUUGGAGUUAA